AUGGUGCUGCCUAAGCUCCUGCUUCUCCCGCUUCUCGCGGCGUGCUCCGCUGCCGUGAAGAUCUCUGUCGCGUCGUUUGGAGGCAAUGUGACGACUGGCCUGCAGUAUGGUAUCAUGGAGGAGGAUAUCAAUCAUUGCGGCGAAGGAGGUCUCUAUGCAGAGUUGAUCCGCAAUCGCGCGUUCCAGGGAGGAUCUAACGAUCCUCUGUCCUCUACGCUACCUACUUCGGUGAACGUCAAAGGCAGCAAGGGUGAAGUUGGUCUCGCUAAUUCGGGCUGGUGGGGCAUCGAUGUCAGACCGCAGAAGUAUACCGGGCCUUUCUACGUGAAGGGUGCCUACAUGGGAAGCUUCACGGCGUCCCUUCAGUCAUCGACGAAUGGAAAGGUCUUUGCCCGUACGAAGGUGACCUCGCACAGUGUUGGAGAUGAAUGGACGCAGCACAGCUUUACCCUUGUCCCGCAUUCACCUCCUCCGAAUACAAACAAUACUUUCUCCAUCACUUUUGAUGCUUCGAAAGCUGAGGGUGGCGCUCUGGAUUUCAAUCUCAUCAGUUUGUUCCCGCCUACCUGGAACGACCGCCCGAAUGGUCUUCGCAAAGAUCUGAUGCAAGCCAUGAAAGACUUUGCACCCGUGAGUAUACUGGCCGCGGGCUUACGUCUCAGCAUUUUUAACGACAAGUCUAGAAAUUCCUCCGUUUCCCUGGUGGAAAUAACCUCGAGGGCGAGACUAUCGAAACCCGGUGGAAGUGGAACGAAACGAUUGGUCCCCUCAAGGACCGACCUGGUCGUCCCACGACCUGGGGAUACCAAGAGACCCGGCUUGGGUCUGAUCGAGUACAUGGAAUGGUGUGAUAAUCUGGAAAUCGAACCUAUCCUCGCGGUCUGGGCUGGUCUUGCUCUGAACGGCGACGUAAUCCCCGAGUCAGAGCUCGGUAUGUUCAUAAAAGAUGCUCUGGACGAGAUUGAGUUCCUCACUGGCUCCGUCGACACCAAGUACGGUGCACUUCGCGCGUCCCUCGGCUAUCCGAAACCAUGGAACAUCAGGUACGUUGAGGUCGGCAACGAGGACAACCUGAGCAACGGAUUGGCCACGUACAAGUCCUACCGCUUCCAGGCCUUCUAUGAUGGAAUCAAAGCCAAAUACCCCGAUAUCACUGUCAUUGCCUCGACUAUCGAUAUGACUUUGCCUGAUGAGGCUGGUGGCGACUACCAUUUGUAUGAUGUCCCGGACAACUUUGUCUCUCGCUUCAACUUUUUCGAUAACUUCUCCGAGGAUCAUCCGAUUCUGCUUGGUGAAGUUGCCGCCACGGUGCAGAAUAACGGCCACGGAAUCGACUGGGGCAUCACGAAGUUCUCACUGUAUCCUUGGUGGAUUGGAACUGUUGCCGAGGCCGUGCUCCUUAUUGGUACGGAGAGAAACGCCAACAAGAUCAUCGGCACAACAUACGCACCCUUGCUCAUGAACCUAGACAACUACCAUUGGUCACCAACACUCAUUGCCUUCAAUUCAAACCCGGACCAGACAGCCAGGUCCACCAGCUGGCAUCUCUACGAUGUCUUCUCCCACAACCACAUAACCAACACCCUCCCCACCAAGGCCUCCGACGACUUCGGACCCCUGUACUACGUCGCCGGCCUGGACAACAGCACCAACACGCACAUCUUCAAGGCGGCCGUGUACAACAGCACCGCCGACGUGCCUAUCUCGCUCACCUUCGACGGCGUCCGCCCCGGUACCACGGCGCAGCUGACCGUGCUCACGGCCCCGGACGCCGUCUCGAUGAACGAGGUUGGCGGCGCCGAUCUAGUCCACCGCAAGGUAUCGACCCUGCGGGCCGGCAAACGCGGCGUCUUCGACUUCAAGCUGCCGAAUCUGAGCGUGGCUGUUCUGAAGACUCUGUAG
Molecule: messenger RNA, 1902 nt
Organism: Aspergillus clavatus NRRL 1
Lineage: Eukaryota; Fungi; Ascomycota; Eurotiomycetes; Eurotiales; Aspergillaceae
Product: alpha-L-arabinofuranosidase A
Exons: 8
Coding region: 1-1902 (633 amino acids)
Biological process (GO): L-arabinose metabolic process
Molecular function (GO): alpha-L-arabinofuranosidase activity
Source: RefSeq, a predicted model, not a curated record